Carya illinoinensis is the source of this 1694-nucleotide messenger RNA. RefSeq names its product probable aspartyl protease At4g16563. Gene Ontology annotation, molecular function: aspartic-type endopeptidase activity. Lineage: Eukaryota; Viridiplantae; Streptophyta; Magnoliopsida; Fagales; Juglandaceae. Gene Ontology annotation, cellular component: extracellular region. The coding region runs from base 175 to 1584 and encodes 469 amino acids. Gene Ontology annotation, biological process: proteolysis. The record is from RefSeq and is a predicted model, not a curated record. The transcript has a single exon.
GAUCUAGAGCCUAGAGGGGCAGUUGUAUUUCUUAAAGGAAAACACUAGUCCCACAGUUGACAGUUACAUUUAUUACCUGCACCAAACCACUGAAAGCAGCCACCAUAAUUGUACGUAAUGAUCGUCGUCCUCCAUUAAAGAAACUUUUGUCUAUUUUUCUCUCAACGAUUAACCAUGGCUGCUGCUGCAGCUUCUUCUUCGUCUUCAUUGCUCUGCUUCCCCUCUCUCCUCCUCCUAUUUUCCAUCAUUUCUUCCACCACCACCAGUAUCCGAGUGUCGCAAUUCCACGAAACCCCGCCUCCACUUCCAUACCAAAAUCUCAACUUCUUAGCCUCCUCCUCCCUAUCCAGAGCCCACCACCUCAAAGAUCCCCGAACCAACCCUCCCAACACCACCGCAUCCCCCCUCUUCUCCCAUAGCUAUGGAGCUUACUCCAUUUCUCUCAGCUUUGGUACCCCUCCCCAAACCCUCAAUUUCGUCUUCGACACCGGCAGCGACUUCACCUGGUUCCCCUGUACUCACCGCUACCUCUGCAAACAUUGCUCCUUCUCCUCCACCAGAAGCCCGCCAUUAUCUUUCAUUCCCAAGCUCUCCUCGUCUUCCAAGAUCCUAGGCUGCCUUAACCCCAAGUGCUCUUGGAUUCACCGCUCAAACUUCGAAUGCAAAGACUGCAAACCCAGCUCCAAAAACUGCACCCAGAUCUGCCCUCCCUAUCUCAUCCUCUACGGCUCCGGCACCACCGGAGGUAUCUCUCUCUCCGAAACUCUUAACCUCCCCAACCGAACCGUACAUGACUUCCUCGUUGGUUGCUCCGUUUUCUCUUCCGACCAACCCGCCGGCAUUGCCGGAUUCGGCCGCGGUCCACCAUCGUUUCCAAGCCAACUGGGUCUCAAGAAAUUUUCUUACUGCCUUCUCUCUCAUCGUUUCGACGACACCACCAAAAGCAGCUCUCUCGUGCUCGACACCGACUCGGACUCCGGAAAGGUCCAAGGUUUAAGCUACACCCCGUUCGUAAAAAAUCCACAAGUCUCUCAACACCCCGCAUUCUCGGUUUACUACUACGUGGCCCUCCGGCAAAUCAGCGUCGGAGGGCGGCGCGUGAAGAUUCCCUACAAGUACCUCACUCCGCAACCUGGUGGCAAUGGCGGAACCAUCGUCGACUCUGGGACAACCUUCACGUACAUGUCACGUGACGUCUUCGAGCUCGUGGCGGCCGAGUUCGAGAGGCAGGUGCAGGAGAAGUACGAGAGGGCUAUAGGAGCAGAAGCUCGGACAGGUCUGAGGCCGUGUAUGAAUGUUACCCACGGGAUAUUGGAUGGGCUAUCGUUGCCGGAGCUGAGGUUUCACUUCAAGGGUGGGGCCGAGAUGGCGUUGCCGCUGGAUAAUUAUUUUGCGUUUGUGAGGGACGACGGCGGCGGGGCAUCGGCGCUAUGCUUGACGGUAGUGACUCAAGGUGUUGCCGGUGAAGGAGAAUUUUCGGGGGGGCCAUCCAUAAUCUUGGGUAAUUUCCAGAUGCAGAAUUUUUACGUGGAGUAUGAUCUGGCGAAGGAGAGGUUUGGGUUCCGGCGACAGUCAUGCAAUUAGCCAAUUAGUUGCCAGAAUGUCACAAUUAGAUCGAUAUUGGAAUAAUAUGACUCACCCAUUUUAAUUGAGUUUUUUAUUUAAUAAUAAGUGUUGAAUUUAUUUUACUCAAA